Centropristis striata (black sea bass) is the source of this 5148-nucleotide messenger RNA. It is a transcript of the gene zdhhc16b, whose product is annotated as zinc finger DHHC-type palmitoyltransferase 16b. The record is from RefSeq and is a predicted model, not a curated record. Gene Ontology annotation, biological process: protein palmitoylation. Gene Ontology annotation, molecular function: palmitoyltransferase activity. Bases 487 to 1752 code for a protein of 421 amino acids. The transcript is spliced from 9 exons. Lineage: Eukaryota; Metazoa; Chordata; Actinopteri; Perciformes; Serranidae. Gene Ontology annotation, cellular component: Golgi apparatus.
AAACUCUUGUUUUAAUUUUUAUUUCAGUUAAGGAAAAUGUUUUUUCAAGUCUAGUUUUUGUUAUUUCGUUAGUUUUCGUUGCUUGAAGCCUUUUAGUUGCCGUCUACUAAAGGUCCCUGAUUAGAACCCUCAUUAUUCAUGCCUUCCUAUUUUGGAGAACCUGAACAAGCCUUAUCUGUGUAACCAAUACUCACUUUCAUGAAAUGAUGCCCAGGAUCAGGUAACUUCUUUAUUUCCUUCUUCACAUAUUCACCCCGUGGCAUUUCCCUCUUACAGGGUUACCGCCCGGCAUCUCCCCUGAGACUUUCUCAGAGCGUUUUGGCCCGGAGGUCUGAAUCUGCUGUGAAUUAUUAACAGGAGAAGUUUAUUUUGUAGGCGUAGCUCAUUAGCUGAGAGCUCGUUUAAUUUGACGGACACGUGUCGGACACGUCGGCGGGAGGUUGCCGCCUCAGGACUCUACGAGCUUUCUAGGAGUCCUCGGUGAAGAUGGAGGACUCGGCGGUGAUCAAACUUCGCUACGAGCAGCUGCUGUUUUACGCCGCCUGUGUUUGUAACUGUUGGAGUGUGUGUCUGUGUUUGUGUGUGUGUCUGGAGGGUAGAGUGUGUAGGCGAGGAGGAGGAGGAGGAGGAGGAGCAGGAGGUGUUCGUAUGGGCAGCAGCUGGAGGUGGCAGCUCUCCCGGGCCAUGAGGCUGGCUCUGCGGUGGUGCCGGCUGCACCGAGGGCCCCGGAGCGGAGGGCCCCUGGGCGGAGGCCCCGAGGCCUGGAGGAUGAGGAGGCGCUGCGUGGAGCUGUGGAGCUACAGCAGACUGCUGCUCCGCUCGCUUUACUCCAACAGCCUCAACAACUCCGACACGCUGCUGGACUGUGCCUUCGAACCCGUCUACUGGAUCGUAGACAACGUGACCCGCUGGUUCGGAGUGGUGUUUGUCUCUCUCGUCGUUCUCCUGACGACCUCCGUCGUGGUCAUCGUCUACCUGUGUGUCCUACCCACAAUCCUCAGCACCUACCCUCUGUUCUGGGUGGUGUGGCACCUCUGCGUGGGCCACUGGCUUCUCAUCAUGGUGGUCUUCCAUUACUACAAGGCCACCACCACCUCGCCAGGACACCCACCCAAGGACAAACUUCAAAUUCCUUCAGUGUCCAUCUGUAAGAAAUGCAUCACUCCAAAACCAGCCAGGACGCACCACUGCAGCAUCUGCAACAUGUGUGUUCUGAAGAUGGACCACCACUGUCCCUGGCUCAACAACUGUGUGGGCCACUUCAACCACCGCUACUUCUUCUCCUUCUGCCUCUUCAUGAUGCUGGGCUGCCUCUACUGCAGCAUCAGCAGCAGGGAGCUCUUCCUGGACGCCUACAGCGCCAUAGAGAGAUACUACCAGACUCCUCCUCCAACCGAGUCCUACGGAGAGACCACCGCCCACAAGAGCAUCAUCUUCCUGUGGGUGCUGACCAGCUCGGUGGCGGUGGCUCUAGGAGGACUGACUCUGUGGCACUCCAUCCUGAUCACCAGAGGGGAAACCAGCGUGGAGCGCCACAUCAACAACAAGGAGAUCAGGAGACUCCGAGAGAAGGGAAAGAUGUUCAAAAAUCCAUUUCACAAUGGAAAAAUCAACAACUGGAAGCUGCUGCUGGGAGUCGAGAAGAGGAGUCACUGGUUCACUCGGGUCCUGCUGCCCUCCAGCCAUCGUCCCAGCGGGGACGGCAUCAUGUGGGACUGCAGCUUCACCAGGAGAGACCCCAUGGCCAUCUGAUCCUCCUGGUAGACCCAAUGGCCAUCUGAACCUCCUGGUAGACCCCAUGGCCAUCUGAUCCUCCUGGUAGACCCCAUGGCCCUCUGAUCCUCCUGAUAGACCCCAUGGCCAUCUGAUCCUCCUGAUAGACCCCAUGGCCAUCUGAUCCUCCUGAUAGACCCCAUGGCCAUCUGAUCCUCCUGCUAGACCCCAUGGCCAUCUGAUCCUCCUGAUAGACCCCAUGGCCAUCUGAACCUCCUGGUAGACCCCAUGGCCAUCUGAACCUCCUAAUAGACCCCAUGGCCAUCUGAUCCUCCUGAUAGACCCCAUGGCCAUCUGAUCCUCCUGGUAGACCCCAUGGCCAUCUGAACCUCCUGGUAGACCCCAUGGCCAUCUGAACCUCCUGAUGGACCCCAUGGCCAUCUGAUCCUCCUAAUAGACCCCAUGGCCAUCUGAUCCUCCUGGUAGACCCCAUGGCCAUCUGAUCCUCCUGGUAGACCCCAUGGCCAUCUGAACCUCCUGGUAGACCCCAUGGCCAUCUGAUCCUCCUGAUAGACCCCAAGGCCAUCUGAUCCUCCUGGUAGACCCCAUGGCCAUCUGAACCUCCUGGUAGACCCCAUGGCCAUCUGAUCCUCCUGGUAGACCCCAUGGCCAUCUGAACCUCCUGGUAGACCCCAUGGCCAUCUGAUCCUCCUGGUAGACCCCAUGGCCAUCUGAUCCUGGUAGACCCCAUGGCCAUCUGAUCCUGGUAGACCCCAUGGCCAUCUGAUCCUGGUAGACCCCAUGGCCAUCUGAUCCUCCUGGUAGACCCCAUGGCCAUCUGAACCUCCUGGUAGACCCCAUGGCCAUCUGAUCCUGUUAGACCCCAUGGCCAUCUGAACCUCCUGGUAGACCCCAUGGCCAUCUGAACCUCCUGGUAGACCCCAUGGCCAUCUGAACCUCCUGGUAGACCCCAUGACCAUCUGAUCCUGGAUCCUCCAAACCAUUUCAAAGAACUCGUGAUGUGUCACAGUGUGACUGAAGUUCUGCUGCUGCAAUCAAGGAAAAAGAAGCUUUGUAGUGUUUUUGUUGUGGUAAAACCACGACUGCUUCAUUGUUUUUGGAUCUUUUAUCAUUUCCAUUUGACGGCAGGUCUAAUUAAUGACCUGACCUCCAUAAAAGGUGCUGCUGGACAGCAUCAUUCUAGGUCCAAACCCUGAUCCCACACAGUUGGAGAUAAACUGAUGCAGGACGGGGAUAAGGACGUAUAGGGGGCAAUGGGGAACAGGGGCCGGAUUCACAAAGCAUUCUUAAGAAAAAAAUGCUUCUUAAGUGCCACUUUUUUCUUAACUUUGCUCUGAAGACAAAAUUUAAUAAGAUUUGGUAUUCAUGAAGAAAUUGUGAUCUUUUUUUUUUUUGUUUUUUCUUAACUUUCUUCUUAUUUUUUCCUCAGAUAGAACUUGAGAACAAAUGAGAUUCUUGAAAACAAAGUUCUUAGAUUUUUUUCUCAAAUAUCUUCAGAACUUUAAGAGAAAAGAAAAGUCUUGAUAUUUAUUAACUUGAACAAAUUUUAUGAAAUUUAUUUUCGAUUUCUUAAAUAUUUAGUUUAGCACUAGACUAAUUUGUUAACAAAUGUAAUAACGUCCUAAGUGAGAAAACUAACAAGUUCCUAAGACAACAACGACAGUUCUUAAGAAAAAAAAAGGUGAAUAACAUUUAAGAACAUUCUUAGGAACAUCUUGUUGUUUUUCUUGAGAAUUUUCUUAAUUUUUAACUUAAGAACACAUUUGUGAAUCCGGCCCCUGGUCUGAAACUAACCAUUAUUUUCAUUAUUGAUCAUAAUCUGCAAAUUACUUUAUCAGUUAAUUGUUUGGUCUGUAAAAGAGUAAAAAAAAAUGUCCAUCUUGGUUUGUUAAAGUCCGAGGUGGUUGGACUUUAUCUAGUGAAGAGCAUUAAAUCUCCAGUUUUGAGGCUAAAAACAGCUUUUUUUACUUGUUUUUGUAUAAAAAAUGACCACAACAAGUAAUCGUUGCAGCUCUUUUGGACCAUUACGGCUUUUUAAAGGUGCUAUGUGUUGCAUUUUCUAACAAUAAUUCAUCACAUUGUAAACUUAAGAUUUGGUUCUGUUUUACAUUUGGCUUCACAGAAAAGUUUACACAGUUUAAAUGUGUCAGUAUUAAAGAGACAGUUCACCCCCAAAUCAAAUAUACAGAUUUAUCCUCUUACCUGUCGGGAUAUUGAUCAAUCUGAUUGGCUGUAGAGAUUUCUGCUUUCUCUCUUUAAUGGAACCAGGUUGAACUUCACUUGUGGAGCUGAAGGAGCCGUAAAAACUCAGCAAGCAGCAAGAAAUCACAAGCUGAUUUACUCAAGAUAAUCCAGACAAUUUAAUGUAGAAACCAUCCUACAAAAGGUCAUAAUGGAGGAUAAUCCUCCUUAUUCUGGGUGAGUUGUAGGGCUGCAACUAACGAUUAUUAUCAUUAUGGAUUAAUUUGUCCAUUAUUGAAACGACUAAUCGAUUAGUUGUUCGGUCAAUAAAAUGUAUAAAAAUAUCAAUGAGUGUUUCCAAACCACAAGAUUUUGUCCUCAAAUCUCUUGUUUUGUCCACAAACCAAAGAGAUAUUCAGUUUAUUGUCAUAAAGGAACAAAGAAACCAGAAAUAUUCACAUUGAAGAAGCUGAAAUCAGAGAAUUUGGACUUAUUGUCUUUAAAAAACCCCUGCUCAAACCAAUUAUUGAUUAUCAAAAUAGUUGACGAUUAAUUUAAUAAUCGAUUAUUGUUCCAUUAAUGGAAUAAUUGUUGCAGCUCUAGUGAGUUUUGCUCUUUUUGAUAGUAAAAUGUAAAACAUAGCACCAUAAGAAUCGACACUGUUGAUCUGUGAUCUGCUGAUAAAUGUUGUCUAUAUUAACUUUAAGUGUUUCUUAAUGGGGGGGGGGACAAGUUGUGAUAUGAAAACUUUUUUUUUUUAAAUGUUCUUUUAAAAAACUUCCUGUGCUUAUUUAAGUAAUUGUGUUUUUAAGGUUUACGUGUUUUGCUGUUGUGUGUUAACUAAUGAACCCGUCUGAACUGAUGUUCUGGUGCCGAAGAAGAGCGAAAAACCAAAAGUUUGAUCCGCUUGUUUCUAAACGUUUGACUUGAAUCUGUUGCUACGGUAACGAACAGAAAACAUGUGCUCGUCCUGAACAUUUCUUCUGUCUCGGUAAAGAAAUUGUCGUGUGCCUUGUUUCGGCUCUUCUGCCUUUAAAUCGAGGCACUUUAAAUAUCAGGCACUGUGAAAUAUAAUUCCACAUUUAUAAUUCCCUUUCAGAUGUUUCACCCCGACGUGUUGAUGAUGGAUGGGUUGGCUCUGUAGUUGCCAUAGAAACAUGAGCUGUGACAUUGUGUGUAACCAAUGGGAGCCGUGCUCCUCAGAUCUGUCUUUUUUAAUAAAACACCUGUUUU